AUGUCGGAAACGAAGAAGCGACCUCAUGCUGCUGACGACGACGAACAAUUACGGCCGAAGAAGCGGGCUGCCAGUGAUGACCACCGUUCAUCCAGUCGGCCAAAUGGUGUCGCUGCGCAUGGUGAUGAACCAACUGACAGCGACAAUCUUGAGACAUUCAGGAAAGAUGCCAUAUUCAGGAGGAUGAAGCAUUAUGCACGAGAAUACGAGAGAAGUGAAGCGAGAGUUGCUGAGCUGGAGCGAAGACGAACUACAUGCGAAGCUGGUUUGGCAGCACUUGAGGCCUCCUGGACACAGUUUCUUGGUACAAUUCGUCUCCUGAUGAAGCCGGACGACCUCAAGCCUCCUGAUGUCGAUACUGAAGAUUUGAUCGACUUGGUAUCGCACGUCUCGGCAGACCCAGACCAACGAUAUGUGGACGCCCUACGAAAGAAGAUGCAGGAAACUUCAGAGCUUGUAGCCGGCUUUGUACGGUUGGCUAGCGAAGUGCAUAUAGCGGCAGUCGAUAAGGAGGCGUACAAGGGAUGUCAAAAGGCGCAGACAGAGGAACGCGACGAAUUUCAUGAAGACCUUGUUGUGGCGGAGAAGAGGUUGGAUCGGUUGCAGAGCAAAAUCGUAGCGGUUGUGGAACGCAAGGAGACACAAGCAGAGACGGAGGCGGAACCAUCCGUCGAGUCGCCGCCCUCCCCAGCACCACAGCCGCAACAACCGGCUUUGAACGGUCACGCCGACGAUACUGGUGAAUGGCGCGCGAUCGCCGAGGUUCGCGAGAAGCAUAUCGGGGCAUUGACGAAAGAGGUGUCAGACCUCAAACGUCAAGUUCUGGACCUGAGAGCAGACUUGCAAUACCCGUCAGAGGAGGUGAUCGCAUCAACUGCCUACUGCAAGACCUUGCUUGUCGAGGCUGAGGUUUUGAGGAAGCGGCAUCAAGCUGACGAGGGCGAACUGCAAGUCCUUCAAAAGGAAUGCGAUUCGUUACAGAAGAGUCGACAGGAACUGCAAGAUUCUGCUGCAGCAGCCUCACAUCAAGGUUUGCAAGAGCUCAGGUCAAUGCUAUCAAAGAGGAACGACGAGAACGCACGACUACGUGAACAGCGAGAUCAACAACAAGCUGAGCUCAGCGAGCGCAAGCACAGGGACCAGGUCAAGUUGAACUCGCUUCACGAGUACAAGCACCUUGCAGAAUCACGCGCAGAGCGUAUCAAAAGCCUCCUGUCAGAGAAUACAAGGCUGAAAACGCGUCUUGCCGCAAACUCUGGCGACGAAGACGUGUUCUCAUUCUUCCUGCAGCUGGAUUCUCAGAUUCUGUCGGUGGACGACGAACACAUACCCUCAUAUUUCGCCGAACUGAAGCAGAGGGCUGCCGUCGCUGAAAGUCGAGUGGCUGCCCUGGAAGCUUCCCUGGCCCAGUUGGAUCAGAAGCAUCCCGAUGUCGGUCGACAUCUGAAGCUUGAGGCAGAAGUGCGAGAGCAGCUUGCGCAAACUCAGCAACAACUGCAAAGGUACCAAAGAGUGUACGGCGUGACAUCAUCAGGCCUCCCUCCUGACGCGCAAGAUCUGGCUGAGCGUUUACGGACGAAGGAAGAUGAGUUGAGGAGAUUACAGCUAUCAGAACAACAGCGCGAGAAGGCCGAGUCGGCGCUAUAUAACGAGUUGGCACAGCUUUCUGCUGCUUGGGAAGGCCUAGAUCGACAGGUCAAGAGUAAACUUCUCGACCUUAGUGGUAUGGAGGAGCGAUUGACAAAGAGCAACCUCGAAGUUUGUACCUCUUCUCAUGCAGUCGAGUUUGCUGUGCUCAUCAAGUUGCAGAAAGUGAAGUCCGACAACAAAUUCUACUCGGCUAUGCGGGACAAGGAGUCGGUGGAGACGGAACGCAAAAACUUGUCGCGUACCAUGGAAAAACAAGCGAAGGUCAUUGAACGCUCUGUUGAGAUCGAGAAGGCUCUGAAAAAACAACUUCACGCCAUGACUUCGGAACGGGACAAUUGGCAGAAGAGAGCCUUGCUGGAGUACAGGGAGAGUCAUGCAGGAACCCGCACCAUCGAUGACUUGCAAAAGCAAGUGAGCACUAUGCAGCAACGCUUGGAAGCUCUGAAGGACAAUGCAUGGGCCAAGGACAAGACUGUGGAGGACAGGGCUGCCGCACUACGCAAAAUGGAGGAGGACGUAGCACGUUCCAAGGCAGAAACAGAGCGUUUGCAGGCGAAGUUAAAAGCGCAAGUAUCAUAUCAGAGCGCUAGUUCGGGCACGAGAGAAGCGCAACUGCAGAGUGAGAUCGAUAAAUGCAUGAACAUGCGGAAUACUGUGAUCACGAAGUGUAUGCACUCGUUCUGCAAGUCAUGUGUGGAGUCGCGGAUAGCCACGCGUCAACGCAAGUGUCCUGCUUGCAACUUAGCAUUCUCUCAAGGAGAGGUCCAGCAACUUUAUUUCCAAUGA
Molecule: messenger RNA, 2436 nt
Organism: Postia placenta MAD-698-R-SB12
Lineage: Eukaryota; Fungi; Basidiomycota; Agaricomycetes; Polyporales; Adustoporiaceae
Exons: 15
Coding region: 1-2436 (811 amino acids)
Cellular component (GO): nucleus; HULC complex
Molecular function (GO): ubiquitin protein ligase activity; metal ion binding
Source: RefSeq, a predicted model, not a curated record